AUGUCAUUUUCUUUUGGCUUUACUUCCAAUGAUUUUGACGAUGAUGAGCUCGUUGCUCAACCUGAAAUUUCCAUUGAAAGCAGCAGAGGAAACAGAAAAACCACGGCUUACAUCAAUCCAUUAGAUUCUGAUUUUUUGUUGCAAACUGAUGUUGUUCAACCACGUGUGGAAGAUCUAAAGACAGUAUUGGAGAGUCUGAAAGAUGUUAGAUUGACAUUCGAAGAGUUCCAAUCCCCAAUAAAUAAAAAGCCAUUAAUCAGAAGGGAAUUAUUCGACGUCAAGCAUCAAUUAAUGUUGGAGACAGACAUUCAGUCUAACCAUAAUUCCACGGAGCUAGACAUUUUACUUGGUGAUACUUCUGAAGAUUUGAGAAAGAAUAUUUAUGAAGGAGGUUUGAAAUCAUGGGAAUGUUCUUUUGAUUUGGUUGAUUUAUUGUCCGAGAAAGUUGACAGAACAAGCAACAACAUUGACGCGGUUGUAGAAAUUGGCUGCGGGACGGCAUUGCCCUCCGAGUUUCUAUUUAAAUCUGCUCUUCUACGGAAUGAUAAAUCUGAGAAUUUGAAGUUUGUUUUAACUGAUUAUAAUGCUAGUGUAUUAAGGUUGGUUACAAUACCGAAUUUAAUUAUAACGUGGGCUAAAACAGUUUUGUCAAUCGAUGAAUUGUACGCUUUACAAAAAAAUGAAUGUGAAAAUAUUCCAAUAAAUAGCGAAGAGUUGCUUCUGUCCUCAAAAUUGCUGGCAGCGUUUUACAGCGAUAUCCAAAGUAGAAACAUUCAUGUCGUUCUUAUAUCAGGAUCGUGGGGGCGCAAAUUUAGUAAUUUGAUCCGUGAAAUAUUAUCGAAUAAGAAGAAGGUACUUUCAUUGACCUCUGAAACAAUUUAUCAACCUGAUAAUUUGCCUGUUAUUGCAGAAACAAUACUCGACAUGCACAGAUUACCACAAACUGAUGUCCAAACUUAUGUGGCGGCGAAGGAUAUUUAUUUUGGCGUUGGCGGUAGCAUUGUUGAAUUUGAAAACUAUUUGGACAGCAGAGUAAAAUCGGAGGGUUUGCCUAUUCAGUAUGAAAGAUUUAAAGUUAAUUCAGGUUUAAAAAGAUCAAUAAUAUGCGUUGAAACGAAUCGAAUUACUCAUUAA
Saccharomyces mikatae IFO 1815 is the source of this 1134-nucleotide messenger RNA. It is a transcript of the gene HPM1, whose product is annotated as protein-histidine N-methyltransferase. Gene Ontology annotation, biological process: peptidyl-histidine methylation, to form tele-methylhistidine. Gene Ontology annotation, molecular function: protein-L-histidine N-tele-methyltransferase activity. The record is from RefSeq and is a predicted model, not a curated record. Bases 1 to 1134 code for a protein of 377 amino acids. NCBI's taxonomy places the organism in Eukaryota, Fungi, Ascomycota, Saccharomycetes, Saccharomycetales, Saccharomycetaceae. The transcript has a single exon.